CUUGAAAUAGACUCUGUUUUUUAGUUCCCUGUUCUGUUUUUCCAUGCUCUGUUUUCCGAAUGACUCUCAUUUACGUUUCCAUGUUUUAUUACUCAGUAAACGACACCCACUCUUUCCUUUUCACAUAACUCUAUCUACCCAUGUGAACCACAAAGCUAUUGAGAGGAAAAGGACUCCAUCACCAUCAUCUCUUUGCCCCUCUCUUAUUGCCAAAGGAGGGACACUUUCAAGAACUAGCAAAUGCUAGAAAAAUCUCAUCUUGUAGGAAUGCAAUUUUCUCAUCUUAAAUUGCAAAUUUUUCUUGAUUUCUCAUCAUAUUUUUGAUAUAGAUAUGAAAUCAUUGAGUAGUUUAGGAAUUGGUCUGAGCGUUGUAUUUGGGUGUUUACUGUUAGCACUGAUUGCAGAGAUUUACUACUUGUUAUGGUGGAAAAGAAGAAUCAUAAACAGAGAAGAAAUUCAAGAACAAGAAGAAGAGAAUCACUGUAAUAAUACUAAUUCAUCAUCAAGAAGAGAAUUUUUCUAUCUGUUUUGCUGGAAAAAACCAUCUUCAUUGUCAUCAACAACAACAGCAUUAAACCCACUUAGAUUCACAGAUAUAGAAUCACAAGCUCACUGUGUAAAACCAUAUGGAGAUCUUCAACAAGAUGGUAAUGGCAAUAUUGAGAAUGAAUUGAUGAGAUUGCAUAGUUUAUCAGGUCCAACUAGAUUGCUGUUCACAAUUAAAGAGGAAACUAGGGAAGAUUUAGAAUCUGAAGAUGGUGGUAUGGGGAAAUUUGGGUCUGGGAGAAGUGAUUUGAUUGUGUCAAUGGAAACACCGUAUUUGACUCCACUGUCAUCUCCAUCAUUUUUUACUCCACCAAUGACUCCAUUGAAGGAGAGUACUGCUAAUUGUUGUUAUAAUAAUCAUGGGUUUAAUCCUUUGUUUGAAUCAUCAACUGAUGUUGAGAUUAGUAAGAUUAAAUCUUCACCUCCUCCAAAAUUCAAGUUUCUGAAAGAUGCAGAGGACAAAUUGUUUAGGAAAUCACUCAAUCAAGAAGAAGAGAUCAAGAGUGAUGAAAUUUAUCAUGAUUCUGAAUCAGAGAAUGGGUCUAGCAAUUAUAUUACAAUUCUUGUUUCCAAAAAUAGAGAUCAACAAGAGAAAUCCAUUUCAAGUUGUUCAUCUUCAUUAGCAAAAUCAAAUUCAAAGCUACUUGCAAACACUAUGAUGUGGACGCUAUUGUACAUGAUGAGGCCACUAUCCACGGGCCAAAGUCAGUUCUGCUCUGUCGUGCUGAUGGAAAACCAGUUACCAUACUGAAUGCAGUAAAAUAAUAAAAUCCUUGAGAGUGAUGGCAUAUUUUACUGUUGGCACUUGGCAGUAAAAAAUCAAUGAUGAGAGAAAAGAAUGAAAAAGCAAUAUGCAACCAAAACAACGUACUUUCGGUUCCUCUAUUCUUCUUUACGGCAAGUUCCUUCUUCUUCUUUGUUCUUUCCUUUAUGCUUCGAAAGGAUAU
Molecule: messenger RNA, 1493 nt
Organism: Papaver somniferum (opium poppy)
Lineage: Eukaryota; Viridiplantae; Streptophyta; Magnoliopsida; Ranunculales; Papaveraceae
Exons: 3
Coding region: 332-1297 (321 amino acids)
Source: RefSeq, a predicted model, not a curated record